Messenger RNA from Arabidopsis thaliana (thale cress), 1722 nucleotides. RefSeq names its product BREVIS RADIX-like 1 (gene BRXL1). The record is from RefSeq and is marked reviewed. NCBI's taxonomy places the organism in Eukaryota, Viridiplantae, Streptophyta, Magnoliopsida, Brassicales, Brassicaceae. The coding region runs from base 479 to 1474 and encodes 331 amino acids. Gene Ontology annotation, cellular component: nucleus. The transcript is spliced from 5 exons.
GCCCCUAAUUAUGUACCUCCAUAGCUUGUUUUUAUUUUAAUACUACAUAUAAAACUUGUAUCCCUCUCUACUUUAUUUCAUGAGUUCCUUAAUUUCAUGAAACAUUUUUAGGGAUAUAAUUCUUUAAUCUUUAUGGCUUACUGCAUAAAUCAUGUGUCUCAACUCAUUCUUGCAUCCUAAACAUUUGCUUCAUCUACUACUACUAUUCUAGGAAUAUAUCAUCCUUCUCAAGAAAUUUGUUUUUACUCCUUUAAUCUUUAUUAUUGGGGUUUCACUAACUUAUUAUUAGUUGAGUUGCUUAUCCAAUUAAUUAAUUAAGCUCUAGCAUCAUUAACAUUUUCAUAGCUUUGUUUUUUCUUUUAUAUAGCUACCUUUAUUUAUGAGUAAUGGUUUAGAAGUUGUGAUGUUUAAUACACUCUGUUUCUGUUUUAUGGCUCAUAGGGUUUAAAAGGCAGAGAACAUAAAAAAGAGUGCAAAGAUGUUUACUUGCAUAAAUUGCACUAAAAUGGCAGACAGAGGUGAGGAGGAUGAAGAAGAUGAAGCGCGUGGGAGCACCACUCCCAACACUAAAGAAGCCGUUAAAAGCCUAACUACACAGAUCAAAGAUAUGGCGUCGAAAUUCUCAGGUUCUCAUAAACAAAGCAAGCCAACUCCGGGCUCUUCGAGCAGCAACUUGAGGAAGUUUCCGGAUUUUGACACUGCAUCAGAGAGUGUUCCAUACCCUUAUCCUGGUGGAAGCACGAGCUCCACUCCUGCUUGGGACUUACCAAGAUCCUCCUACCAUCAAUCUGGACGGCCAGACUCAAGAUUCACAUCAAUGUAUGGCGGUGAACGUGAAUCCAUCUCUGCUCAGUCGUGUGAUGUGGUACUAGAGGAUGACGAGCCAAAGGAGUGGAUGGCUCAAGUAGAGCCUGGUGUUCAUAUCACAUUUGUCUCACUUCCCAGUGGAGGAAAUGAUCUUAAACGGAUACGUUUCAGCCGGGAGGUUUUCGACAAGUGGCAGGCUCAGAGGUGGUGGGGUGAGAACUAUGACAGAAUAGUUGAGCUUUACAAUGUUCAAAGAUUUAACCGACAAGCUCUUCAAACUCCUGGUAGAUCCGAGGACCAGUCGCAGAGAGAUUCAACUUACACAAGAAUUGAUUCAGCAAGAGAAAGCAGAGACUGGACACAAAGAGACAACAACUUCAGACCACCAGGAGGCAGUGUCCCUCAUCAUUUUUAUGGACCUCCAAUGGACGCAGCAAGAAUCACCACCUCAUCGAGGGACGAACCGCCUUCAAUGAGUAAUGCUAGUGAAAUGCAAGGUGAGUGGGUUGAAGAGGACGAGCCUGGUGUCUACAUUACCAUCAGACAGUUACCAGAUGGAACUAGAGAACUACGCCGCGUCAGGUUCAGUCGGGAACGGUUUGGGGAAGUGCAUGCCAAGACAUGGUGGGAGCAGAACAGGGACAGAAUACAAACCCAAUACCUCUAAGAGGACAAAAAACGAGAUCAAUAUUGUAGUCUUCUUUAACACAACAAAGGUAUACACAAAAAUCAGAAUUUUGUUCAUCUUCUAAAAUUUUGAAGAAAAUCAGAAUGUGAUAUGAAAACAAAAUGAAAAUUUGAUUUAUGUUUAGAGAUUUGUAGUUAGCUACUUCUCGACGUUUUGAUAGCUAUGUAAUUUUCCUGACGACGAGAUGAGCUUUAUGCCUUCAUUUAUUGGUUCAUUUUUUGACAUGA